AUGCUUAUUGUGUACUCAUUGUAUCAGGGAGUUGAACGUGCAUUAGAACAAGUCUGGCCUAAAGCUGAUAGGAGGUUUUGUUGUAGGCAUCUUAGUAGAAACUUCAAGAAACUUUUUCCAGGCCCUAUGAUGUAUGUUCUCUUUUGGAGAGCUUGCAAUGCAUCUUCAGCUUUCACAUUUAGGAAAGCUAUGGAGAAGUUGCAGAAAGUAGGAGGUGAUUAUGUCACGUGUUGGUUUGCAGACUUGGGAGAGCAAUCUAAAUGGAGAAUAAGAAGGGUUUGUAUGGUGAGAAUUGCAACAAGGAUGGAGAAUGCAAGGUCUUGGAAAGAUGAAGACAUUACUCCUAAAAUUGUGAAUCUAGUGAAAGAAAUAGGUAAAGCUACCUCAAAAUGUAGAGCUUUCAAGUCCAGUCCAGGAGAAUAUGAAAUUCAUGAAGGAAGAUCACAGUUUCCUCUGAGCUUAAACAAGAAGAUUUGUUCCUGUGGGGCAUGGCAACUGACAGGUGUGCCAUGUAGGCAUGCCAUUAGGGCCUGCAUUGAUGCAAAGCUUGACCCACAUGACUUUGGCAGUUCCUGGUAUUCUCUGAAGACUUACAAGCAAGCUUAUAGUGUUUGCAUUAACCCAAUUCCUAACACACAGCAAUGGCCUGCAGAUGAGUCAGAUACAAUCAUCAUGCCUCCUAAGAUGAAGAGGGGAAUUGGAAGACCAAGUAGGAAUAGAAAGAGGGAGGAAGGUGAAGAGCAACCUGGAAAAAGGUCCAAAACAGUCAAAUGUAGCAAAUGUGGUUGCUUUGGCCAUAAUAAGACAACUUGUAUGGGAGGGUUAACUGGGAAAGAACUGAAGUCAAAUGAGCCUGUUGUCAUAAAAAAUCCUAGGGUCAGAGACCAAAGUAAUGCAGCAAAGGCAGCUAAGGCAGCAAAGAAAUCUGAAGAAGUUGGAUAUCAGUCAGCAGCUUCAGCUAAACAAGCAAAGGGACAGAAGGGCAGACCCUCAGCUGAGCAAGCAAUAGUACUGACAGCUUCACAGUUGCCUAGCCAACCAGUGCCUAUGUCUCAAUGA
Chenopodium quinoa (quinoa) is the source of this 1059-nucleotide messenger RNA. RefSeq lists its product as uncharacterized. Gene Ontology annotation, molecular function: zinc ion binding. The coding region runs from base 1 to 1059 and encodes 352 amino acids. Lineage: Eukaryota; Viridiplantae; Streptophyta; Magnoliopsida; Caryophyllales; Amaranthaceae. The transcript is spliced from 2 exons. The record is from RefSeq and is a predicted model, not a curated record.